AUGGUUGGCAAUAGAGAUAUAAGUCUAACAAAGGAGCAUAUCGAGUUUUUGAACCAGCGUUUAGUCACUUUUUCGCCUCAGGACUUGAUAAAAUGGGCUUAUUUCACAUUCCCCAAUUUGUAUCAAACCACGGCGUUUGGAUUGACGGGGUUGGCUAUAACUGAUAUGAUAUCGAAAAUUUCCAAUUGUAAGAUUGAGUUGAUCUUUUUAGAUACCUUGUAUCAUUUCCCACAAACUUAUGAGUUAUUAGAGCGUGUUCAAGAAAAGUACCCUGAUUUGUUAAUCCACGUGUUUAAGCCGCUCGGGGUCGAGACAGAAGCUGAGUUUGUAGGUAAAUAUGGUGACCAGUUAUGGGAAACAAAUGACAAGUAUUAUGACUACCUAGUCAAAGUCGAACCAAGCCAAAGAGCGUAUAAGAAUUUAAACGUGAAUGUUGUCCUCACAGGAAGAAGAAAAUCCCAAGGUGGUUCAAGAUCACAAUUAUCAAUAUUGGAAAAGGAUGAAGCGAAUAAUAUUAUCAAAAUCAACCCAUUAUGGAAUUGGGAUUUCAACCAAGUCAAAAAUUACAUUGACGAAAAUAAUGUACCGUUUAAUGAAUUGUUAAACUUGGGCUAUAAGUCGAUUGGUGACUGGCAUUCUACUGUUCCAGUGGCCGACGGCGAGGAUGAAAGAAGUGGGAGGUGGAAGGACAAGGUGAAAACAGAGUGCGGAAUUCAUAUAGCAAAGGACUUUGCUCAUUUUAGAUUGAGCGACACUAUCGAGCGAAGCGAGAUAGUGGAGAAAGACUAG
Lodderomyces oxycetoniae is the source of this 789-nucleotide messenger RNA. It is a transcript of the gene MET16, whose product is annotated as phosphoadenylyl-sulfate reductase (thioredoxin). Gene Ontology annotation, molecular function: phosphoadenylyl-sulfate reductase (thioredoxin) activity. The transcript has a single exon. The record is from RefSeq and is a predicted model, not a curated record. Gene Ontology annotation, cellular component: cytoplasm. Lineage: Eukaryota; Fungi; Ascomycota; Pichiomycetes; Serinales; Debaryomycetaceae. The coding region runs from base 1 to 789 and encodes 262 amino acids.